Molecule: messenger RNA, 916 nt
Organism: Chrysoperla carnea
Lineage: Eukaryota; Metazoa; Arthropoda; Insecta; Neuroptera; Chrysopidae
Gene: DCTN5-p25
Product: dynactin subunit 5
Exons: 5
Coding region: 99-710 (203 amino acids)
Source: RefSeq, a predicted model, not a curated record
UAUGAUUGUGAGAAAAUGUCAAAUGGUAUUGAAUACUUUUUUGACAGACAUGUUAUUAUACAAUUUUCAUAAUUUUUCUAGUUAAAAGUUAUUAAAAAAUGUCCACAUAUAUGAAUCAAAAACAACCAAAAAUUGCUAUGGAAUUACCAGAUAUUUAUUUCGAUAAAAACGAAUAUGUGGAAACCGCGUCUGGUAACAAAGUAUGUCGUCAAACAGUUCUUUGUGGUUCACAAAAUAUUGUAUUAAAUGGCAAAGUAAUUGUUCAUACCGAUGCAAUUAUUCGAGGUGAUUUAACGAAUGUACGAACGGGUCGUUAUUGUGUUAUUGGUAGAAAUUCGGUUUUACGACCACCAUUUAAAAAAUUUAGUAAAGGACUUGCAUUUUUCCCUUUACAAAUAGGAGAUCAUGUUUACAUUGGUGAAAAUUCCAUCGUGAAUGCUGCCUUUGUUGGUUCAUAUGUUUACAUUGGAAAUAAUGUUGUAAUUGGACGAAGAUGUGUGCUAAAAGAUUGUUGUGUGAUAGCCGAUAACGCAGUGUUAGCACCUGAAACAACUGUACCAUCCUACAUGCGAUUCGAAGGUUCUCCAGCUAAAUGCAGUGGCGAAUUACCAGAAUGUACACAAGAUUCUAUGAUCGAAUUCACCAAAAGUUAUUAUGAACAUUUUACAGCAGCUAAAACUAUUACUCAAAUGCAGUUGGUUCAACAUUAAAUUUAUUGAGGUUUUUGGUUGAGGAUGAAGUUUUCUGCCUUAACUCUUAUAUUGUUUUGUUACUCGUAAGUGAAAAGUGAUGUUUUCAAAACAAAAAAACAGUAUCCAGCCAAAAAUAUUGAACGUCUGCGGUCGCUUACACUAAAUAAAUAAAUUAUUGUAUUUUAUAUUUAAUAAAUUAAUAAAUAAUACGCUUUUUAAAAUUA